CGCUUUGCUUUCGCCCUUCCGCGCCCGUAGAAGAGCGCCGUGGAAGAGCCGGGCGGCCUAAGCGUGCGUGCGCGCCCGGUGGCAGGCUCGUCCGGGUGUCGCAAGGAGGCGGUUAGGAUCGACGGAACUGUCAGGUUCCAGAAGGAAUUAUAUCUGACUGGCAAUUGGCAGGAUGAAGACGGUUGUGAAGAUGGCAUGCCUGAGGAGUUUUAAAAGAUGCAGACCUCCUGAUUGAAAAUGAUACUUCUAUGUUUUAUCCCAAUCAGUUAGGAAAUUGCUACUGCGUCAUAAGCAAAUCAUGAUUACAUUAACUGAACUCAGAUGCUUAGCAGAUGCCCAGGCAUCCUUUCACAUCUUGAAACCUUGGUGGGAUGUUUUCUGCUACUAUCUUACCAUGAUAAUGCUGCUUGUUGCUGUCCUUGCUGGGGCUCUUCAGCUCACUCAGACUAGAUUGUUAUGUUGUCUUCCUUGCAAGCUUGAAUUUGACAAUCAUUGCGCAGUGCCUUGGCAUCUGAUUAAAAGCAACAUCAAUGAAUCCUUCACCUCGGCAACACCAGAAAUUCAUCCUCUUCGAAUCCAGAAUUACCUUCAUAGGCAGCAGUAUUCUUACAUCGAUGCAGUGUGUUACGAGAGAGAACUUCAUUGGUUUGCCAAAUUUUUCCCGUACUUAGUGCUGCUCCACACUUUCAUUUUUGCAGCUUGCAGUAAUUUCUGGCUUUACUACCCCAGUACAAGUUCAAGGCUAGAGCAUUUUGUAGCCAUACUUCACAAAUGUUUCGAUUCCCCUUGGACCACACGUGCCCUAUCAGAAACUGUUGCUGAACAAUCUGUGAGGACUGUGCCAUGCUCCAAAUCGAAAACAUUUCUUCCCUCCCCAAGCAACAUGACAGAGCUGGAGAGCAAGAGGCAGUCAAUGUCCUACUCACAGACUGGACUAGAAACAGCUGGAAGAGAGAGUACUUCAAAUGUUCUUGACCGAAGAGAAGGGGAACAAGCAAAGUCGAUAUUUGAGAAAGUGAAACGAUUCAGGGUACAUGUUGAGCAGAAAGAUGUCAUUUAUAGAGUGUAUCUAAAACAGAUUGUGAUCAAGGUCAUUGUGUUCAUUUUAAUAAUGAUUUAUGUUCCGUAUUAUUUAACCUUUAUUAACCUAGAAAUCAAUUGUGUAGUUGAUAUUCAAACCUUUACUGGCUACAAGCGAUACCAAUGUGUUUAUUCCCUGGCCGAAAUUUUUAAAGUGCUUGCUUCAUUUUAUGUUGUCCUGGUGAUUUUAUAUGGCCUGACAUGCACUUACAGUUUGUUAUGGAUGCUGAGAAGUUCACUUAAACAAUAUUCUUUUGAGAAGCUGAGGGAGCAGAGUAAUUACAGUGACAUCCCUGAUGUAAGAAAUGACUUUGCCUUUAUUCUUCACCUAGCAGACCAGUACGACCCUCUAUAUUCAAAGCGCUUCUCCAUAUUUCUCUCCGAGGUGAGUGAAAAUAAGCUGAAACAAAUUAGUCUCAAUAACGAAUGGUCUUUAGAGAGGCUGAAGAGCAAGCUGGUACGAAACUCUCAAGACAAAAUGGAACUUCAUCUUUUUAUGCUUAGUGGCCUUCCAGAUGACGUCUUUGAACUCACAGAGAUAGAAGUUCUAACACUGGAGCUCAUUCCUGAGGUGAAACUGCCGCCGUCUCUAAGUCAGCUAUCCAGUCUUAAAGAACUAAACAUUUACCAUUCAACUUUAACUGUAGAAUAUCCGGCACUGCACUUCCUCGAAGAUAAUUUAAAAAUUCUGCGACUAAAAUCUGUUGACAUGGGAAAGAUUCCACGCUGGGUAUUCUAUCUAAAAAACUUACAGGAACUGUAUUUGACCGGAUGCUAUGUGCCAGAACUGCAGAAUGGCUUCUACAGUGAGGGUUUUCAAGACCUUGCAAAUCUGAAAGCAAUUCAUUUAAAGAACAGCCUCUCCCGCAUACCUCAGGUGGUUACAGACCAAUUGCCUUCACUGCAGAAAUUAUCUAUUGACAACGAGGGGAAAAAACUGUUAGUGUUGACCAACUUGAAGAAACUGUUAAAUCUGAGAAUCUUGGAACUGAUCAGCUGUGAUUUGGAGCGCAUCCCUCAUUCUAUAUUCAGCCUAAACUAUUUGCGUGAAAUAGAUUUGAAAGAAAAUAAUCUACGGACGGUAGAAGAAAUUAUUAGCUUUCAGCACCUUGAAAAUCUUUCUUGCCUGAAGUUGUGGCACAACAAAAUAUCUUACAUCCCUGUGCAGAUUGGUACCUUAGCAAACUUGGAACAGCUCUAUUUAAAUCACAACAACAUUAAAAAAAUCCCACCACAACUCUUUCUUUGCAAAAAGCUACAUCAUCUGGAUCUGAGUUACAAUAAGCUAAUCUCUAUUCCUGAUGAAAUCCAAUAUUUAACCAAUUUGCAGUACUUUGCUGUGACAAAGAAUCAUAUUGAAGCACUUCCUGAUGAAUUAUUCCAGUGCAAAAAGCUACAGCACCUCCUUCUGGGACAUAACAGCCUAAUGUACUUGUCCUCUCGAGUUGGUGAGCUUUCCAACCUUGUUCAUCUGGAGCUCAAAGGAAACUAUCUGGAGUUACUCCCUGCUGAGCUAGAGGAAUGUAGUUCUCUGAAACGGAAUUGUCUAAUUGUAGAAGAAUGCUUGUUGAAAACACUUCCCCUUCGAGUAGCAGAACAUAUUUAGAUAUGCUUGGACAAAGUUUGAGAUUGGGAAAAGUUGUGUGCAUGUGGACAAAAUCAUGGUUCAAAGAAACAUAUAGACAAAAGAAGAUAAAUACAGGUUUGCCCACUGACUUCAGUUUCCUGAAUCAACAUUAAAAUCAUAAGCAGAAAUGUAGACCUGGCAAGUAACUACAUGCAUUUCAGUCAAACCUGAAAUUAAUGUGCAGAAAAUUAAGUGGUUAAUCAAUUACUUAAGUGGCCGAGAUUGAACAACAUUUUCAGCUCUAAAAAAGUUUUAUUUUCCUCUUCCUUAAAUGGCAGUUGUUAAAUAGUUGUAAGGACCAACUAAUAGAUUUUUUUCAUAUCUUUUACUGUUGGCAGAUACAUAGAGGGAAGGAGAGACUAUUUGUGAAAGCUUCCCUAUAUAAAAUCUGUUUUGGAACUAAAUGUUCACUUUUGUUUUUGAAAGAUAGGAGUGCUUCCCCACAUAGGCAUAAUGAAAUUUCAUUGGGAUGCUAUGAACUAUGUCCAGAUUAUGGUACCAAAGUUCAUGUAAUCCAGUCUCCCAAUAAUUUUUUUCUGCUUUAACACUGGAGUUAAUUAUGUAUACUUAAAGAAAAACAACUGGACCUGAUAUAAUGGUAAAAUCAAAUCUUGGAGAACUAUGCAAGUGUUAAAAUUCAACAUGUCACUUUUUUUUUUUUACUAUACUAAUGUAUUGCUUGUUUUUCAUUAAAAGGAAAAAGACUAGUGCUUUAAUUUUGAGCAACAGUAGAUAUGUAAUAUGCAAUGUAGAGGGUCUCCUUUCUUUUAAAAACCUGGGUUUGUUUUUUUCUUCCCAAUUUUCUGGCCCACCAUACUAAACAUUUUAAAGAUGUCCCUCAAGUUACAAGUAAUUGUAGAAAUAAGCACUUAAGAAUAUAGAGUAUGAAAAGCAAGAUAUUUAAUGAAAAGCACAUGAAUGCACAAAACCUAUAUAUUUCUCUCUUGUUCACAAAUGUCCUUUGAAAAUCUAACAUAAGGAGGAACUUUCCUAUAACCUCAUUCUUUAUUUUCACUAAAACAGGAGGAAGAUUAUUUACCUCUGUAAAGCUGAGUCAUAACUGAUAUUUUCUAACAGAGUUCUACUUUAAAGAACUAGGAGAAUUUCUGUGAUAGCAUAUUGAGUAGCAAAGGAGGACAGGAGGAAAAAAUGAUGAACACUGAUCCCUUUAACACAGUGUUUUCCCUCCUUGGCGAAUUGAAAGUGAGUGGACUUCAACUCCCAGAAUUCUCAGCAAUGGCUAUGCUGGCUAUGCAAUUCUGAGAGUUGAAGUCUAUAUACCUGGAAAUUGCAAAGGUUGGGAAACUCUGGUUUAACAGAAACCUCUAUUAGACUGAUAUUUUUUUUUCUGUGAGUGGAAAAGCAAUUCCUCUCCACAGCAGGAAAAUCGAGAUUAAGUUCGUUGUUAUUUUGAAUGCAUUUCGGUCUUGUUUGGGCACAUCAUCUUUAUUGUGGCUGUGGUGCUCUAUGUGUGGGGACUUGGGGGGAGGGAUUUUGGCUUCUGUUGUAAAAAAUAACUUGGUUGCAUGCUUUCCGAGAAAAUGAAUCUUUUACUUAUGUAUGAUAUAAUCCACUAUCUUCAUUAUGUGCCCAAUUUUGUGGUUGUGUUGAAUGAGAUGCUGGAAAUGUUGCUGUUUUUUAUAAAUUUUUGAUUGCUUCUUUAAAUGCGGCACACUUGUUUUAAUGAUGCCAUAAAUUUGAGUUGUUUAUGAAGUGAAAAUUUCUCACUGUUCAUGUUAUGUCCAUCUGAAGAAUUACAUUCCAAAGAACUUUCAGAGUAACUCUCAGGGAACACACACAUGUGUUGUUGCUUCAUGGGUUUGAUGCAACUCACAUUUCCCCAGCUUUUUUAGUUAAAGGUACAAUUUAUUAUACAGGUAUCUUUUUUCCAGUAAUUUUAUUAAGGACAAUAAAAGAUGAUACAAAGUAUAAAAAAAAAAGAAAGAACAAAUGGAAGAAAAUAAAAAAGCAAGAAGCAUCCCCCUUUUUAAUAAAGGAACUUUGUAGACUCAUCACAAGUAUAAAAACAGUUUCAUUAACACCUCUCCUUCUCUUAAAUUAAUGAAUAUAAAACUCUUCAGCCCAUAGCCAAGCUUAGUAAUAGGCAAAUCAAGUAAGUAACAUCUUUUUAACCAAGUAAAAAGUCCAAAAGGAGCUAUAAACUAUUAAAAUUAAUUAACAUAUAUAAAUAACAAUGUUUCACAUCUCAACCAUUAGUUGUAAGGAAAACCCUACAUAAAAGCAUAAAAAGAUCAAAUUCCAACACAAUAUACAUUUCUCCCAUUCAAAAUGCCAGCAAUUCCAGAGAAAACUACCCCAAACAGCAACAUUAUUAUAUGCAAGUAUAGAUACUAACUAUCCUAGACCAUUUUGGAACAAAUCAUAUCGAUCUUUUGGUAACUAUCUUCUGGUACCUUCCACCAGUCACAAGAUAGAAUAGUUCACCUCACGUUUCUUGUCCCAGGGAGCAUAGGCAACAAACAUUUUCAAUGCCACCUGACCUGAGAUACAUCUUUUCCUCCAAUACCUUCCUGAGGCUAAUAGUCUUGUCCUCAGGCUAUUUGAAGCCAGAAAGUAGGACUGAUUCUGGUAGCUCUCAUUUGGGCUAAUGGAUCCUGGCCAUCAGUUCUAGUCACCUUGUCAUCCAUUAAGCUAAGUUGUUUGCAGAGAUGGGCAGCUAUAGAAAUAGAAUGAAUGAAUAAAUGAAUGAACAACAAACAAGUUGCCUGACAUCAUAAAAGUGGCUAAGCCAUGGGUGCCGAACUCCUUGUGUCACGUUGCCAUUAUGUGACAUUCCGUGACGUUCCAUGACGUUUUCCCCAUUCACAGAGCUGGGAUGGGUCUGGCCUGCGCAUCCGGCCCAUAGGCUGUCAAUUUGGGCUAAGCCAAGGGGGAUUCAGUUAUCUUCAUUCAGCUGCUUAUAAUUAGAUGACUAAGGGCUGUAGUAAUAUAUGAGAAUCACCUUGAGAAACAGAGCAAAGGGAAUUAUCUACCGCCCUAGGGAAUGAUCAGAAAGAGUGGAUACAGCCCACACCUGUAUAACAGGCAGAAAAAGAGGUUCAGAAGGGACUUAUCCCCAGUUUUCGGGCUCCAAAGGUAAUAGUGGGAGAUUUGUACUUUCAGACUUGUAAGGCUCUGUUAAUGUAGCUUUACAAUAAAAUUGAAGUACCUCAUCUGGCCUGUUUUGCACCUGAGAGGGCUGUCAUGUUGAUUGGAACUAUCUUCCUGACUAUGAUAAAAUAAAUAUCCAAAUUGAUCAAUAAAUUCUUGAGGUGGGCUGUUAUUAAAACCAUCAGUUAUCCAUAGGUAUCUUUCAGGAGACUUCUACUAGAGCUAAUACUUAGAAGCCUUCAGUCAUUCUUCGUUCAAACAUUUGCAUAAGUUGUCCUCAGAAAACCAAAUUUGGAAAAGAAUGGAAUUAGAAAUAGUUAUAAUAAUACAGCCAGGCGGGAUUCUGAAAUAGAUGCUAGAUGAAUCAUCAAAAUCUACCUAAAAAACCAAGACUUUACAACCUCAGACAAUAUCCUAGUUGACUUUCAACAUUGAUAUUUCAGUCUCAAAGCCUUCCUAAUCUGAUUUCCAAGUGAAUUGAGGCAUAUAUCAGCCUAAUCUCUGAGAUUCAAGAUUAAGUCUGCCUCAUGGAGAUGGCACACUCCAUAAGCACAGCUAACUCAACCAGCCUUGAUACUAGCGACUCCCUGGCACAUAGGGAUAGGAGGUAAUCCUUACAGAGCACCUCAACUCUUGUCCCUUGGUCAAAGCACAUUUCAGCAGGAAAGUACCAAAAGAAAAAAAAUCCAGCAAGAACUAGGCCGCCUCCAGAUACUCAGAUCCUGUAACUUUGGUAUAUGCCACUUUAAAUUAUUCUUGGUCUACUAUAGGAAAAUACAUUGGACUUGUCAUGAAGGUCCUUUUAUUGUAUAGAGCAGAGGUCUCCAAAUUUGGCAACUUUAAGACUUGUGGACUUCAACACCCAGAAUUCUCCAGCCAGCAUAGCUGGUUGCAGAAUUCUGAGAGUUGAAGUCCACAAGUCUUAAAGUUGCCAAGUUUGUGAACCCCUGGUAUAGAGCGAGCAUCCAGCCUACAUGGGCACUGACAAAAUCUGUGCAUUGGAAGGAGUUUUAAUGUCUCUCCUGUAUUCCUGACAUUUCAAGCUUUGUUAAUUGGAGCCUAUUUUUUUUGCUUGUCACUCCAGAACUGGAGAAAAGAACUGUCUCCUUCCAUAAGAAGCAAUUUCAGGCAGCUUUUAAACCCUACCGCUAGUAUAAGUAUAAGGGAAAAUACUGUACUUUCUUUAACCCACACUGUCUCUGCUGUAGAAAAAGGACCAUCAUGUACCAUUCCAUGUACCAUUAAAGAAAUAUUUUAUUUGAUUGGUUUAAGAAGUUAUCUUAAUAUUGAAAGAUGAUGAAUUGUAUCUUAAGAACAUUUUCUUAAGGUUAUCAUGAAUCUGAUGUUCCCUGUUUGAAAUAAGACUAUCUUUUUACAUUGUGUUUCACCAAAAAUAGCUUUGAACAUUCUCUCCAUCCAGAUAUUUAUCUUCGAAAGAAGCUUUCCCCAACAUUUGAUUCCAAAUGUUUUGGAUUUCCAUCUCCUGCCAACUACCAUUAAGUGACAAGAUAAUGACUUUGAGAUCCAACACAUUGGGAAGAAUA
Messenger RNA from Pseudonaja textilis, 7362 nucleotides. RefSeq names its product leucine rich repeat containing 8 VRAC subunit B (gene LRRC8B). NCBI's taxonomy places the organism in Eukaryota, Metazoa, Chordata, Lepidosauria, Squamata, Elapidae. Gene Ontology annotation, molecular function: protein binding. The record is from RefSeq and is a predicted model, not a curated record.